AUGGAGGCGCCUUCGCAGCAGGCGCACGGCAACAUGUCUGAGUCGCAGCAACAAGAUGCAUCAAACAAUGCGCCAGCACCCGCACCUGUAUCCGCACCUGCGCCCGCGCCGGUAGAUACGGCCAACACGGCCGGCGACCGCACCUCAGAAGACAAUGUUGGCCCUGCCGUUCGAUUCAAGUCCACCGUCCAAGAAAUCGAUCCCCAGCAUCCUGUGUCUGAAUCAUCGCCCCCGCGAGCCGACCAUGUCAGCGAUUUUGUAACACCCGAGGACAUCAAAUCUCUGUCCAAGUCUCUCCAGGGACAUCGUCUACAAGAAAGGAGGAUGAACAACUUUUCCUUUGAGCCGUACUCACUACCUGCCUCCAGGACGGUUUCCCACGAUGACGAAUCCAGAGACGCUAGCCGACAACAGACGCAAAGCACAGACGGCACGUCAGAUACAAAGCCACUCGACUCUGCUAGAGAUCCAGAGAAGCCGGCCCACAAACGCGAUGUCAUCACCCCACAAGAGUCUACCCAAGAGACCUCCCCGAAACCUGCUACCAGGAGGCUUCCGCAUCGACAAUCGUCCGAGGAAGGGAAACGGUUCACAUCGGAGUUCUUGGGCGCGUCAGACCAUAGAAGGGGCAUGUUCUCUGUCGGCCCAGGAUCAUUGCCAGUCUCGAGAGAAUCUAGCCCAAACCGUGCCUCUGCGUUCUACUCACGCCCUUUCACACCGUCUGGAGACGUCGACAACCCAUAUGCCGCCAGCAAGCGUCAGCCUCAAGCGAAGAUCGAGCCGCGAUUCGUUUUUUCUCGUAAGAAGGGGAAGAUAUCGCCAAGCUCAUCGACAUUGAAUCUACCAAAAACGACUGCCGAGAAGCGGCAGUCGUCCGGGCUUCUCAGCGCCCUGGGCAAGAAUAGCGACAUAUAUCAGACAGACAGUCACGGAACGACACACAGUCGCCAAGGAUCUAUGUCAGAUCUGAAGCGAUUCUUCAAGAUGGGUGGGCAUCACAAGGCGAAGCGCGCAGCGUCCCCGGCAGCGAGCAUCCGAUCCGGUUACAGGACCCCUCCUGGUUCGAGAUCAACGUCUCAGAUACCAUUUGGUGACGAUCACGGCUUGACAUCCAAGUAUGGAAAGCUGGGCAAGGUCCUUGGGUCCGGCGCUGGUGGCUCCGUGAGACUUAUGAAGCGGAGCGAGGAUAACACCGUCUUUGCGGUGAAGGAAUUCCGCCCCCGGCACUCGUACGAGACGGAAAAGGAGUAUGUCAAGAAACUAACGGCCGAGUACUGUAUCGGAUCUUCUCUGCAUCAUGGUAAUAUCAUCGAAACCCUCGACAUUGUACAAGAAAAGACCAAGUGGUUCGAGGUCAUGGAGUACGCACCAUACGAUCUUUUCGCCAUCGUCAUGACGGGCAAGAUGUCCCGCGAAGAAGUGUCUUGUUGCUUCUUGCAGAUUCUGAGUGGCGUGACAUAUCUGCACAGCAUGGGCCUUGCGCAUCGGGACUUGAAGCUCGACAAUGUUGUGGUUAACGAACAUGGCAUCAUGAAGAUCAUCGACUUCGGAAGUGCGCAUGUGUUCAAAUACCCGUUCGAGAACAAUCUGGUUUUGGCCUCAGGAAUCGUCGGCUCUGAUCCAUAUCUCGCUCCGGAAGUUUACGAAGAGCGAAAGUACGACCCAGCUGCUGUUGACAUAUGGUCCUUGGCCAUUAUCUACUGCUGCAUGAGCUUGCGCAGAUUUCCCUGGAAGGUCCCGCGUUUGACAGACAACUCGUACAAGCUCUUUGCAGCAGAUCCAACCCCUGGACACGACCCGAAGAAGUUGAUCCUGCCCCCAGUCAAAUCAGAGAGCGCAUUACAUGACAUGCCGCAGAGAGACAUGUUUCCUGGUGACCCCGAAGACAAGGGAAAGUCAGCUCAAAAUGGCGACAGAUCCAGCCAUCGCGACGAGAAGCCACAGCAGAGCUCAUCCGGUGAAGCAUCGGCGACGACAAGCGAGAAAAAGGAGGUCAUCCGUGGUCCUUGGAGAAUCCUGAGGUUGUUGCCGAGAGAAAGCCGCCAUGUGAUUGGACGGAUGCUUGAGAUAGACCCAAAGAAGCGGGCCAAAAUGGAGGAGAUUCUGGAGGACAACUGGGUAAGCAACACGGUAAUCUGUCGACAAUUGGAACAGGGCAAGGUCAUAAACGCCGAAGACCACACACACGUCUUGGAGCCCCCAUCGAGUACGAGCUCCACCAAGUAG
Diaporthe amygdali is the source of this 2226-nucleotide messenger RNA. RefSeq lists its product as uncharacterized. The transcript is spliced from 5 exons. NCBI's taxonomy places the organism in Eukaryota, Fungi, Ascomycota, Sordariomycetes, Diaporthales, Diaporthaceae. The coding region runs from base 1 to 2226 and encodes 741 amino acids. The record is from RefSeq and is a predicted model, not a curated record. Gene Ontology annotation, molecular function: protein serine/threonine kinase activity; ATP binding. Gene Ontology annotation, biological process: intracellular signal transduction; protein phosphorylation.